Molecule: messenger RNA, 1656 nt
Organism: Symbiodinium natans
Lineage: Eukaryota; Dinophyceae; Suessiales; Symbiodiniaceae
Source: the annotation of a GenBank genome assembly
AUGUUGUCGUUGACAAAGACAAAGAGGUGGCUUUGUACACUUUCCGUUCUCAUGUUUGUGAUCGCUUUCGCGCUUUCGGGGCAGAUCCUUCCCAGGUUCGUGCCGAGCCAGUGCACCUCAGAAAAGGGCAUGUGCACGCCGGGAACGUAUGACAAAUGCAUUGACCAACUCUUGGCAGACUGGGAAACAGCUUUUGGCUUACUGCAGCUGUUGCUGAUGGUUCAUGAGUUUGCGAGGUGGAUUUGUAGUGACAAGGACUCGGCCAUGUCUGUGCCAACUGUCGGUGAUGUUCAGCGACAGAUGCCGAAACCAGAUGAGAUGAAACGAUUGGUCAAAUACAAGGGGCCAAGCGGUGAGAAGGCUGUUUUGAAACAAGCGGCAACAAAUUCCGAGCUGCAGAAAGCGGUCGAAUUAGGAGAUGCUGAGAUGAUCAAGGCAAUUUUGCGGUUUGGCUUGAUGAAACGUUGUGUGAACGUGAAUGCCCCUCUCUGGCCAAAACGAGAGCGUCUGCUACAUUUGGCUGCGCAGAAAGGAUUUCGAGAUGUCUGCAUACUUCUGCUAGAGGCCAAGGCAGAAAUUGAUGCAGAAGAAAUAUGUGAUGGAAAACAUCCAGUCCAUGAAGCUUGCAAACACGGGCACUACGAUGUGUGCGAGUUACUCUUGGAUCGCAGAGCUCACAUUGAAGAAGCUACCUUUACAGGAAUGCGGCCUCUGCACUGGGCUGCAUCGGAGGGCCAUGCUGAGAUUUGUGAUAUGCUGUUGGACAGAAAAGCAGUUCCCUAUGCUGCAUCAGGUGACCUCCGGGAGGUUCUCCACCACGCAGCGGCCAAGGGCCAUGCAGCAGUCGUCGAGUUGCUUUGCCGGAGGGGUGCCAAGCUUGAUUCCGAUGGCCCAGGACAGAGUCCUUUGCAUUUGGCCUGCUUGGGUGGGCACCUGCAGGCAGCCAAGGCACUGUUGGAUCACGGCGCCUUGAGCUCGCUACAGGACUUUGGUCCCAAUGGCGCUUUGAGGAGGUGCCAAGACACGGACAUCGAAGACUUAGUGCGCUGCAUUGGGCAGCUCAACCUCAAAGUGGAUGAAGCUGAAGAGAUGGACGACAUGGGACAGCACGAUGAAGCCCAAGCACUCUAUGCGGAAGUGUUGGCAGAUUUUGAUAGGCUUGGUAUGGUCCAUUCAGCCCAAUCCCUGCGAGCCAGCUUGAAGCUGCGAGCUAAUGUUGAGCAGAAUCUGAAGGGGCGUCGAGUUGCUCGGAAUCUGCCGGAUGCCAAGCUGGCGCAACAUCCUGUGCGAACCUGCGGUGCAUUCGUUGAUGCCCCGGAGGCCCGCCCUCAUGUGGACAUGACACUUCGGUCCGUCGGUGCAGAUGAGACAUGCCUGCAAGUAGUUGAGGAUGCUGAUGGUCUGCAGCUUGCAAGCUCGAAUUCAAGUUCUUGUACAGUCUUCCGCUUCAACGGCGCAUCAAUCUUGGCCAAGGUGCACAACGACAGCCUCACAUGGGCGGAUGCUUGGAAGUUGGUACCUUGUGCGUCCAAAUCCAUUAAGUUUGUGCAGCGUAAGCUGCCAAAGGAUGAGGCGAGGCAAUGUAAGGAUCGCAAUCAAGGUGCUUUAAGGUGCUUUUGCCCAUGCUGCUCUGGAGGGCCUCUAUUGCGCUGGUAA